UGCCAGUAUAUGCCAGUGUAGCGCCAUAGUGCCCCACAUGGCGAGUGCUCCUGUGGACUUUACGGAAGUAAAGGAGGAAGACUCUGCUUUGGAAGAGGGCACCUUGAUCGCCCAGGCGCCGCCUGUGGACGCCGGGGGCGCAUUUGAGGAUGAAGAGCAACCCAUCGUGGAAGCCGGAACGGUCAUCGCGCAGGUUCCCCCAGCGGAAGAGGAUUCAGAAAGCGAGGACGAAGAGGAGGAGCCGCCUAUCGUAGAAGGCACCCUCAUUUCGCAGGGAACUGCUGAUGCCGAAGCUGACGCUUCAGGCCAGCCUGAUGCAGAGGAGGAUCAGGAAAGAUGGAGGCAAAAACGUUGGCGAUCGCCAGACCCGACAGAUGACGUGGAUGGACGCCGAGAGCGACCACCCAGCUAUGGACGGAGAAAGGCCGUGGCCGUGCUCAAUCUUCAGAGAAGCUGGAUUAAAUCCGCUGAGGACGUGCGAUGGCAUUUGGAGCAGGAUGAUAGCGUCGCAGCCAGCUCGACGAGUCUUCUGGAUUAUCAGGAGGUUGACUUCUCCAACAACAAGAUGACCAACAUGGGGCUGUCCGAAGUGGUGAAGCUUUGCAAGAGAUGUCCUGGCUUGCGGGUGCUGAAGCUUUUUGGGAACGCCAUCGAUGAUGAAGGCGCCAUGGAGUUGGCGAGCAUCAUGCGCUACUGCAGAGUCCUGGAGCAGCUGCACUUGAGCCACAACUGGAUCACGGAGAAAGGCGUGGUGGCCCUUGUGGAGCAGGCAGUUGAACAUUUGGAGGACGCCUACCAGCAUCCGCUUUGGCUGAGGGUGGAAAAGAAUAGGUUAGCUGACGCCCCGCGGUGCGCACAGGAACUUCUAGAAAGGUAUCCAAAGAUCCUUUGCCCUCGAGAGGACAGACGUCGCUGCACAAACCGGACCUGCAUCAACCAGUGCCGAAUUCACAUUCCGUUUCUCAUUGACGAGCGCAGCGGCAAGGGCAAAGAUUGGCGAAACUGGAAGUUUGAGGAUGGCUACAGCAACAGCCGCUAUGGAGGCCACAACUCCUGGAGUUCGCAUAAGUCCUGGCGCCAGCCCUCGAGAAGCCGCACCCCGCCUUGCGCUGUCCGCCUCAGAGAGCGCGACUCACGCCGGGAACGCACGCCCAUCCAUCGUCGGGAGGUCUACUACCGGGAGAUCACCACGUAUCCGCAGCCGCAGAAGCCGCGUGCGCCGCGGGAGGCACGUGAACGACGAGAGCCCCGACGCGCGCCCACGCCACCGCAGCCGCGGCGCCGCAGAGCCUCGCCGCGCCGCGAGGUCCUCAGCCCGCCACGGGCCAGAGCCCGCUGGGAGCCGGAGCAGCCCAGGCGCAAUCGCAUUCCUGACCCACCCGUUGCAGCACGGGCGACCCGGCCAGUGCAGCCUCCUCCUAGGCCACCAGUUCGCCGCCCCCCAUCACCCCCACGGCCCAAGGCACACCAACCCACGGCUGCCCCGCAGCCGGAGGAAUCUGAGUACGACUCUUAUGACUACUACACUGAUUACAGCUCAGACGAAGCACCGCCGAUUCCGCCUGCGGGCCAUGUGGUCGUUCCACCGGUCAAAGCGCCUCAAGGCCCACUUCGUUAUGCUCGCGCGCCGCCUCUCACCAACCAUCAGCAGGCACAAGAGAUCUACCAAAGGCGCGCACCUUUUCCUCAGGCCGUGGGGCAGCGCGCUGGCAUGGAGGUCUACAACAAGCGCAGGAGAUGAGCCCUACAGCAUGCUGACUGGCAGGUUGGGCUUGGAUUGUUUUUUGGCAGUCACGGGUCAGUUUAGUAUCAAUCCUUGCAUUGGCGAGUAGGCCAAGUAAGGCGUCACGGCAGAUGCGGAAAGAACAGUUCUCCGCUGUGGAUACUCGCCUGCCAGAUUUCGCCCGGAAAUUUGCAGCCGAGCCGCUAGCCUCCGGUGGCAAGAGGCUUUGUGAAGGCUGCAAGAUUUGAGAAUAGGAUGCUUCGAGAUGCCAGUCGUUGC
Messenger RNA from Effrenium voratum, 2002 nucleotides. The record is from the annotation of a GenBank genome assembly. NCBI's taxonomy places the organism in Eukaryota, Dinophyceae, Suessiales, Symbiodiniaceae.